GUCCCUGGGAUACAGUGGAUCACCGAUCAGAUGAAAGAGCCGAAGACAUCGGCUCUGUCAUGUGAUCAGCUGUGUCCAAUCACAGCUGAUCGCAUGUCAUAUACAGUGAUCAUCAAGGCACUGAUAAUCAGUGCCCUGAUGAUCAGUAUAGCCCAAUCAGUGCCACCUGUCAGUGCCCAUCAGUGCCACAUCAAUGCCACAUAUCAGUGCCUACCAUUGCACAUCAAUGCCACAUAUCAGUGCCCAUCUGAGCUGCCUUUCAUUGCAACCUAUCAGUGCCAGUCCGUGCCACCUAUCAGUGCCAGUCUGUGCCACCUAUCAGUGCCCAUCAAUGCCAUUUAUCAGUGCCUGUCAGUGCUGCUU
Molecule: messenger RNA, 363 nt
Organism: Staurois parvus
Lineage: Eukaryota; Metazoa; Chordata; Amphibia; Anura; Ranidae
Source: the annotation of a GenBank genome assembly